GAGGACUCCACGUCACUCCUUGAGACAAGCCCCUGACUGACUGCUCUGCUGUGUGAGCCUGAACCAACUGUGGCCACCUGUCUGUCUCCAUCUUCGUUGUCCGUCUUUUGGUGUGUAUCGCCGGGUGGCCUUUGCUGGAGCCUAGGACCCACUAGGAAUAGCCGCGGGCACAGAAUUCUCCACAGGCAAAUUACUCCUGAGCACAUUGCCGGACAAUCCUAUAACGAACAGCUAAAUUCUCAGCAUCUGAUUCCUGAUCCUUUUCCGACAUGGCAGGUGUGAAUAACUGUCUAAAAUAUUCUAUGUUUGUCUUCAACUUCUUGUUCUGGCAGGUGGACGGUGGGAUGUCAGAAGAUAAAGGCCUGAGAAAAGGAUUAUUUUCAGAAACCCGCAGAAGAAACAAUGGGUCAUAAAGAACUUGAGAAGGAAACAAUAAAAGUAUUCAAUCGUGAAAAGGUGAAACUAAGCAACUCGCUAUGUGGCAUCUUGAUCCUGGCAUUGGCAAUAUGGCUACGAGUAAGCAAAUUUGAGCAAGAGUUUGUCAGUGAGGACGGUGGCAUGCAUCCUUAUGUUGCUGUGAAUAUCUUGAUUGCUGUGGGUUCUAUCAUCAUGAUUCUGGGUUUCCUGGGAUGCUGUGGUGCCAUGAAAGAGAGCCGCUGCAUGCUUCUGGUGUUUUUCAUUUGCUUGCUUUUGAUCCUGCUCCUGCAGGUGGCGGCAGGUAUCUUAGGAGUUACCUUCAGAUCUGAGUAUGAACAAGCCCUGAAUGAGACUCUCCAUAAAAAUGUAGAGCUUUUGAGGGGAACAGAUGAAAAAGCAAAGUCAUUCCAGAAAAACCUGAUUAGUUUUCAGAAAGAGUUCAAAUGUUGUGGUUUGGUCGAUGGAGCUUCUGACUGGGGACAGAAUUUUCAACCCAAUUCUGAGUCGUGUGAAUGUUCAGCUACAUCAGAUUCCCCAUGUAUAAUGUAUGAAGGAAAACAUGUUUACCAACAGAUACUUGGUCUGGUAUUUUCUAUGGUCCUGUUCUGCCAGAUUGGGAACAAGUGAAUCUGUGGAUAUGUCGAGCUUUCAUCAGUCAAGCUCCUUAAAAUGGUUGCUUUGCCUUUGUAACUUUAAAUAUAUGAGUGCUGUCUAUGUUAGGAGGAGCUGUCUUAUUAAAAUUUCUUUAUUUAGCUAGACUUUAGUUACCUCCCAGACAUAUUGAAUAUACUUAGGAUUUUAGUGAUGCUAGAAAAGUAAUAUAAAUGUGCAUUUUUACUCAAAAUAAAAGUGACAUUCUUUACAUUG
Messenger RNA from Myotis davidii, 1284 nucleotides. RefSeq names its product tetraspanin 8 (gene TSPAN8). The record is from RefSeq and is a predicted model, not a curated record. Bases 403 to 1044 code for a protein of 213 amino acids. The transcript has 9 exons. NCBI's taxonomy places the organism in Eukaryota, Metazoa, Chordata, Mammalia, Chiroptera, Vespertilionidae. Gene Ontology annotation, cellular component: membrane.